AUGCCUGGGAAGCCAUCAGAGGAGAAACAGGUGGAGAUGGGGGCUGUGGAGAACGGCUCUGAGGAGGACCUGGGGGGCCUCACGGCAGAGGAGCUGCGGCAGGGCCAGGAAGCGGCCCUGGCGCUGGAGGACAUGAUGGCGCUGAGCGCCCAGACCCUGGUCCAGGCCGAGGUGGACGAGCUCUACCAGCACGUGCGUCCCCUGGGCCAGGGCCGCUUUGGCCGGGUCCUGCUGGUCACCCACCGUCAGAAAGGCACAGCCUUGGCCCUGAAGCAGCUCCCAAAGGCCUCCACCACCCUCCGAGGCUUCCUGUACGAGUUCUGUGUGGGCCUCUCCCUGGGCUCGCACUCGGCCAUCGUGGAGGCCUACGGCAUUGGCGUGGAGUCAGUCGACUCCUACAGCUUCCUGACCGAGCCUGUCCUGCACGGGGACCUCAUAGCCUUCAUCCAGCCCAAGGUGGGCCUCCUGCAGCCAGCAGCCCAGCGCUGCGCGGCCCAGCUGGCCUCAGCCCUGGAGCACAUCCACUCCCGCGGCCUGGUGUACCGGGACCUCAAGCCGGAGAACGUGCUGGUGUGCGACCCAGCCUGCCGGUGGGUCAAGCUGACCGACUUCGGCCACACGCGGCCCCGCGGGACCCUGCUGCGCCUGGUGGGGCCGCCCAUCCCCUACACGGCCCCGGAGCUCUGCGGACCCCCGCCCCUCCCCGAGGGCCUGCCCAUCCAGCCCGCCCUGGACGCCUGGGCGCUGGGCGUCCUGCUCUUCUGCCUUCUCACGGGCUACUUCCCCUGGGACCAGCCCCUGGUGGAGGCCGACCCCUACUACGAGGACUACGUCACCUGGCAGGCCUCAGGCCAGCCCCAGGCCCGUCCCCAGCCCUGGCGUGGCCUGACGCCUGUGGCCGACGCUCUCCUGUGGGGGCUGCUGGACCCUCACCCCCGAAGGAGGAGCCCCGUGAGCUCCAUCCGGGACUACCUGGGGCGGCCCUGGAGGCAGCGGGAGGGGGAGGCUGAGGAGGUGCCCCAGUGGGACAAGGGGGACCCAGAGUGA
Molecule: messenger RNA, 1047 nt
Organism: Balaenoptera musculus (blue whale)
Lineage: Eukaryota; Metazoa; Chordata; Mammalia; Artiodactyla; Balaenopteridae
Gene: SBK2
Product: SH3 domain binding kinase family member 2
Exons: 3
Coding region: 1-1047 (348 amino acids)
Biological process (GO): peptidyl-threonine phosphorylation; peptidyl-serine phosphorylation
Molecular function (GO): ATP binding; protein serine/threonine kinase activity
Source: RefSeq, a predicted model, not a curated record